Molecule: messenger RNA, 840 nt
Organism: Cyprinus carpio (common carp)
Lineage: Eukaryota; Metazoa; Chordata; Actinopteri; Cypriniformes; Cyprinidae
Product: chemokine XC receptor 1-like
Biological process (GO): phospholipase C-activating G protein-coupled receptor signaling pathway; positive regulation of Rho protein signal transduction
Cellular component (GO): membrane
Molecular function (GO): G protein-coupled receptor activity
Source: RefSeq, a predicted model, not a curated record
AUGAAUAGCUCUACACUGAACUUCAGCAUGCAUGAAGAAUCUACAAACUCCACAAAUGUUUCUUUUGGGCUGUCCAGUUGGGGCAUGUUGGAGAGUUCUCUGUUUUGCUUCAAUUUGCUGUUUGGUUUUCCAACGCACUCCUAUAUUGUAUGGCUAAUCAUAACUGGAACAGGAAGUGGAGUUGCAUCAGAGUUCUUCAUCCUUAAUCUCUCUGUUUGUGAGACUGCUUACAGUCUGAGUGCUAUUUUCCAUUUACUGUCAUUUUUCUUUUCAAAACUCAUGAUAAGACAACAUUUUUUUCAAGGAUUCGCCAUCACUGGUCGUCCUCUGUUUCAGUGUCUGAUCUGUAUUGAGCGUUACCUGGCAGUGCUUCAUCCUGUAACCUUUCUGAAGUACAAACCUCUCAGAUAUAGAGUGAUCUGCUGCACUGUGGUCUGGAUAAUGACUUUUGGAUCCUGUUUGCUCACAAUGUUCAUUUCAAAGAAUGUUACAGCGCACACAUGGUUCUUCUCAACACAGUAUCUAUUCUUCCUCUCCAUUCAUUUGUUUUGUCUUGUGGCUGUUCUCAGAGCUCUGAAGCAGUCAGGACCAGGAGAGAGAAUGAGAGAGAGAGAAGAGGACAACCACAUCAAGAGAAGAGCAUUUUAUCUCAUUCUAAUAAUUACAGUAAGCAUGAAAAGUGAGAAUCUCCUCACUGAUGGUGGCAUUGCUGCUGGAGCAGGUGAACAAUGUUGUUAUGGCUUCCACAAUGACAGAUGGGUCCUCUACGACUGCAUCAGAGACCUCUACAGGUUGGUAGUGGGAGGUCCACUUCAGUUCAGUACCUGUCCUCCAGCAUAG